Molecule: messenger RNA, 2070 nt
Organism: Phyllostomus discolor (pale spear-nosed bat)
Lineage: Eukaryota; Metazoa; Chordata; Mammalia; Chiroptera; Phyllostomidae
Gene: HVCN1
Product: hydrogen voltage gated channel 1
Exons: 8
Coding region: 351-1172 (273 amino acids)
Biological process (GO): proton transmembrane transport
Cellular component (GO): plasma membrane
Molecular function (GO): voltage-gated proton channel activity
Source: RefSeq, a predicted model, not a curated record
GGAGGCCCCAGGCCAGGCUCGGGCCUGCGGAGCGGGAGGGCCGGUUGGGGGGGAGCCAGGAAUCCAGAGGGAGACGCACAGACAGGCGAGAGCAAGGACCAGGGGACCGAGACCCCGGCCGGCGCGGAGGCGGGACGGGAGUGCGUUGGCGGGAGGGCGGGAGGGCCGGAGGGGCGGGGCCGGAGGGCCGGGCGGGGCGCCGGGCCGGGCGUGCUCGCAGUUGCAGCGGCGGCCGCGGGCGAGCGGACCGCGAGGUGAGGAAACCAGGACUCAAAGACGGCAGCCACUUGCCUUGGGCCACAAAGGAGGCAGAGCCAGGACUUAAACCCAGAUCCGGAGACGACGGGAACAUGGCUACCUGGAACGAAAAGACAGUCACCCGCAGGGCCAAGGUGGCUCCUGCUGAGAGGAUGAGCAAGUUCCUGAAGCACUUCACCGUUGUCGGCGAUGACUACCAUACCUGGAACAUCAACUACAAGAAAUGGGAGAAUGAAGAGGAGGAAGAGGAAGAGGAGGAGCAGCCGCCACAAAACCCCAACUCGGCCGAGGAGGGCAGAGCUGCUAAUCCGAGCACAGCCCCCGCCGCCCCGCCCAAGCGCCCCCUGGACUUCAGGACCACGUUGAGGAAGCUCUUCAGCUCCCACAGGUUUCAGGUCAUCAUCAUUUGCCUGGUUGUGCUGGACGCCCUCCUGGUGCUGGCCGAGCUCAUCCUGGACCUGAAGAUCAUCCAGCCCGACAAGAAUAACUAUGCCGCCAGGGUGUUCCACUACCUGAGCAUAGCCAUCCUGACCUUCUUUAUGGUGGAGAUUGCCCUCAAAUUGUUUGUUUUCCGCUUGGAGUUCUUCCACCACAAGUUUGAAAUCCUGGACACCAUCGUCGUCGUGAUUUCGUUCAUCCUGGACAUCGUCCUCCUGUUCCAGGAGCACGAGUUCGAGGCUCUGGGCCUGCUCAUCCUGCUCCGGCUGUGGCGCGUGGCCCGGAUCAUCAACGGGAUAAUCAUCUCGGUUAAGACACGUUCCGAACGGCAAAUGUUAAGGUUAAGACAGAUGAACAUACAACUGGCUGCCAAGAUCCAACACCUGGAGUUCAGCUGCUCCGAGAAGGAACAGGAGAUCGAAAGGCUUAACAAGCUGCUGAAACAGCACGGACUGCUCGGCGGCGAGGUGAACUAGAGGCGCACGGGCCCCGCUCCGCCCCACGGGCUCGCGCUGUGGACCGGACAGCGGCCACCCUGCCCUAGGGCCGUCCGCAGGGCAGGCCUGGUCUGCCGCCGUUGCCGCCUCCCUCCCAGCUUGGACUCUGGAGGGACACGGUCUUCCGGAGGGCGCUCUCUCUUCCUUGCUGUGGCCGAGAGCGUCCUUCCCCACUCCCACCCGCACUGUGUCACAAACGCGUCAUAGGCUGUUUUCUCACUUGAACUUUACUCCUGCUUGGAAAUGUACACCGGAGCUGGACAGUCGCUGGGCGCAUGUGCAGUUUCAUCUCGUCGAGUGUACGGCUUCCACAGCUCGCACGGGCACCGAGGCAUCCUUUGCUGGUGGGAGCACUCUGGAAAACGAAAGGAGAAAAGGAAGCCGUCUCCGCUACCAGCCCAUUCUAGAAAAGCCUUUUCUAUUCCUCAGCUGUUCUGAACGGCCCGUCUUGCGGCGGCUCCCCCAGGGAGACCGUUCUCAGACACCCGGCCCCCUCCUCCACGCCCUCCAGCUGCAGCCUCCGGCUUCCAGGUGGCUCCACCAAAUUCGGCCGCCUGACAACAUUUUUCUCAAUUACUGUACGAUUAAUGUAUAAAAUCAACUCUCCUCCCGCCCCGGGGCCCUCCUACUAUAUUCUUUCCAGCUUCAACUGCUUGGAGCUGCUCUGGGGCGCCCCACACCAGCCCACCAGCUGGAGAGCCUGGUACAGGGAUGGCAAUUGGACCCGAGACUCCACUGUAAUUAAUGUGACAUUUCGGGGAAGAUCCCCUUUGGGGGCCUUGUACUAUUCGACUUGCAUAAGGCGUUUACACAGUAUUUCACUAUUUUUAGUACUCAUCAUUUCAGUGGGACCCGGCGAGGAAAGAACCCCUGCACC